CCUCCGCUUUCACUUUCGCUUCCGCCGCGAGCGGGUCCCGCGGCCCCACUAUGGACGACCCGGACUGCGACUCCACCUGGGAGGAAGACGAGGACGCGGAGGGCGGCGAGGACGGCCUGGCGGGCGACGCGGACGCGGGGGACGAGGACGAGGACGCGGAGGGGCCGCGGGCCGGCGCGCUCCAGUCCAGGAUGACAGGGUCCCGCAACUGGCGAGCCAUGCAGGAUAUGCGCAGAUAUCGGCACCACUACCCGGAUCUGGUGGAACAAGACUGCAACGGUGACAUGCCCAACCUGAGUUUCUACAAAAACGAGAUCUGCUUCCUGCCCAACGGAUGUUUCAUUGAGGACAUUCUUCAGAACUGGAGGGACAACUAUGAUCUCCUUGAGGACAACCACUCCUACAUCCAGUGGCUGUUUCCUCUGAGGGAACCGGGAGUGAACUGGCACGCCAAGCCCCUCACACUCAAGGAGGUCCAGGCAUUCAAAAGCUCCGAGGAGGUCAAAGAGCGGUUUGUCCAGGCCUAUGAGCUCAUGCUGGGUUUCUACGGGAUCCAGCUUCAGGACCGGAACACUGGUGCUGUGUGCAGAGCACAGAACUACCACAGUCGCUUCCAGAACCUGAACUGGCACAGCCACAACAACCUGCGCAUCACGCGCAUCCUCAAGUCGCUGGGCGAGCUGGGCCUGGAGCACUACCAGGCCCCGCUGGCACGCUUCUUCCUGGAGGAGACACUGGUGCGGCGAGAGCUGCCUGGCGUGCGCCAGAGCGCCCUGGACUACUUCCUGUUCGCCGUGCGCUCGCGGCGCCAGCGCCGGGAGCUGGUGCACUUCGCCUGGGAGCACUUCCGGCCUCGCUGCAAGUUCGUCUGGGGGCCACACGACAAGCUGCAGCGGUUUAGGCCCCAGGCCUCACUUCAGCCGCUGGUGGCCCCCAGGCAGGCAGGGGGGGAUGAGGGCCUCCAGGACCAGACCUGUGAUCAGGGGAGGGACCCUGGCGGGGACGGGGUGUCCACUCAGGCUCCCCAGCCACUGAGCGUGAAGCACCAGGAUGCAGGAGCCCUGGAGGGGGACCAGGGGGAUGAGGCUGAGCCCCCAAGUCCCAAAGAGAGCAAGAAGAGGAAGUUGGAGGCAAACAGGCGGGAGCAGGCCCCGGGGGAGCCAGGCCCCCAGAGCCCCUCCGAGGUGGAGAAGAUAGCUCUGAACCUGGAGGGCUGCGCCCUCAGCCAGGGCAGCCAGGACCCCGGGGAGAUGGAGCAGCCCUGCCCCCAGCCUCCCGCGGCCAGAGUGGCCGAUGAGGUGAGGAAACGGAGGAAGGUGGAGGAGGGUGCUGGGGAUGAAACAGUGGUCGACAGCACCCCAGUGCCGGCCUCCACCCCAUCCCAGUGCUGCAGGGCCCAAAGGGGUGGAGGCGAGGUGGAGGAGGACCCACAAAACCAGGGGGCGCCCCCACAGGGUGCCUGUGGGAGCCCACCGGAGGGCCCAGGGUCUGCCACCACGGGGACCUCCGUGGAUGUGAGCGGGGAGGCAGCAGGGACAGACCCUUCUGCCAAACCUGGAACGCCUUAAGGAACAGGGAGCCUGUGGGCGUCUUGGCCCUACCCAGCCCUGCUGCAGGGGGAGUCUGGGCCCAGGAGCCCUGUUGCUGGCGCUUCUCAGUGCCCAGCAGUGCUGGCCUCUCCCUAGUGGUCACUGCAGUAGCCACUAGGUGGACUGAGGCCCCGCCCUCAGGGAAGGCCCAAGCCUUCAGAACCCUCCUUACCUCACUGCAUUCUCCCUGCUCCCCCCAGAGCCCCCAUGUUUAUAAAUAGACUCUUAAGGGUCUGGGGAGAGGGGUCAUUUUCUUAGUGUGGUGCCAAGCAAGGCCUUUUCUGAAUAAACUCGUUUGACUUUGAGUCUC
Molecule: messenger RNA, 1899 nt
Organism: Sciurus carolinensis (gray squirrel)
Lineage: Eukaryota; Metazoa; Chordata; Mammalia; Rodentia; Sciuridae
Gene: Ogfr
Product: opioid growth factor receptor
Exons: 7
Coding region: 51-1568 (505 amino acids)
Cellular component (GO): membrane
Molecular function (GO): opioid growth factor receptor activity
Source: RefSeq, a predicted model, not a curated record